Messenger RNA from Triplophysa dalaica, 2597 nucleotides. It is a transcript of the gene xrra1, whose product is annotated as X-ray radiation resistance associated 1. The record is from RefSeq and is a predicted model, not a curated record. The transcript is spliced from 18 exons. Bases 94 to 2136 code for a protein of 680 amino acids. Gene Ontology annotation, molecular function: protein binding. Gene Ontology annotation, cellular component: nucleus. Lineage: Eukaryota; Metazoa; Chordata; Actinopteri; Cypriniformes; Nemacheilidae.
GAGACCAUGCGUCUUUGCUUCAGGUUUAGUUUGUGAACAUUUUCCAAACAUAAGUCAAGAAGGGUUUCAUUUGGGCCAUUUGUAAACUGCUUGAUGGAGAUGACAGGACCGGGUGUUUACAAACUGGACAAUGGAGAAAGUUACCCUUCAAAUUGCUUCCCAAUAAGAUCGUUUUAUCAUCAAAGUAAAGAAGGAGCAGGACACUGGCUUGUAGCACACAGAAAUGCAUUGGAAGAGAGAAUAUUCGAAAAGAAAAGAGUCACAGGAUCACAUAUUAAAGUUUAUUCUGGGAAACGUGAACAGGGAAGACCUGAGUGUGCUAGCACAGUUUUAGAUGCACAGCUUCUGGUUAAAUUGCAUUGUGUGGAAAAGCCCUCUGACCUCUGUUGUGUUAACGUGAGUGAUCAGGGUUUGCAGACAGUCAGACUUGAGGGAUUGGAAGAAUUUAAUAAUAUUGCUUACAUAAAUGCUUCUGAAAACCAUUUAACUUUGGAACCGUUCAGCAGGUUUCCUGCAUUAAGGGAAUUAGAGCUGGCACUAAACGGUCUUCAUACCUUGAAGAUUUGUGCUGAGGAUUUUCAGAGAUUAAAGGUGUUGGAUUUAUCCUUUAAUAGCAUUACAGGUGAAAGUAUAUUGAAUCUAGGCCUGUUACCCCAUCUAAAGAUACUACAUCUAACUGGAAACCAAUUGCAGAUGCUUCCACCUAAUAUGGCUGGGCCUUGUACCUGUCAUAAAGAAACCACACACCAGUGUGACUUCUUGUUUCAAACGCUGGAGGUAUUGAUGCUCGAUGACAACAGAUUAACUUCUCUUGGGCUGUUUGAAAGCCUUGCCAACUUGAAGAGGCUUCAACAUCUAAACCUACAAGGGAAUAUCAUCUCAGGAGUCCCAUUCUUAGAACAGAUGGCACCAUUACAAGAUGCUCAGACAAGCUUUAUACCAAACAGCCCGAAGCAAGGAUCUGGAAGAACUGUGUCUUUCCUGGAUGUCACAAUGAUUGAUGCCUCUGCGACGCUGAAUCAGCAAAAGUCUACCACAGGAACAUCAAAAAGAAAGGAUCCUAGAUGCCCUGAAGAUUUUGGCCUACCUUUUCCAGAACUUUGUCAUCUUAAUCUGGCGAACAAUAAGAUAGCAGAGGAAGAGGCAUUGUUGCCCGUGGCAUUGUUUCCGAAACUCAAAGAGCUUGUUAUUCACUCAAACCCCUUGACAACACAGAGAUGUGGUGACCCACCAAUGUUGACCAGUUUUCUCCAGGACAGGCUGGGUAUUAACAUAAAACGCAAAAAAUCCUCUGAUCGUGUUAAGGAACACAUUAGACCCGCUAUUAAUCCUAAACGCAAGAAAAAUGUCCUUCUAAAUUUUCAGGUAAAAACUGCAUUUCCAAGAAUACCAAAUAUUGCUUUCAUUACGGCAAACCAACAUACAUCAGAAGAGCUCUGUGGAGGAAAAGUUAAUGGAGAUAGUCUUCUAUCACAACAGUCUGGGUCAAACCCUGUUUUUGACUCCUUAUCUCAAACAAGAGUUGAAGAAGAGCAAGACAUCAUCAAAGACCAUGAGUAUUUCGGCAUGACGAGUGCAGGCUUAUCCUAUGAGACACAUCAAAAUGCCGAGCCGUUCUUUGUGACAGAAGUUGAUGGCCUACAUGAAGCAGAUUAUCAAGAACAGGAGGAUAAAAAGAAAAUGUUGACAAAAGACAGACAUGCAUUACCAAAAAAACUUAUUGGUUAUGAAAUCUUACUUGAUGAAACAUGUGCCCCAGAAAUCCCUGAGAUUUCUGGAAUUCAACAUGCCGUUAGGGCUUUGGAGCACACGCUCGAAAAUCUUCUUGUAUUUAGAGAUGCUAAGGCAAAUCUUGACCGUCCCCAGAAGCCGUAUACUGAACGGGAGAAAAAGAUAAAAAAUUUGGCACCAUUAGGACCAAAGAGGUCGAAGGGGGAAAAGGUUGAGGAAAUCCUCAUUCAGAUAAAGGAGAUGAAAACAAUAAGCAAAGUUCCCUUAGGUAAUGUCCUCAGUAGAGGGAACGAUGCAUGUGAGAAAGAAUAUAAGGAAGCAUUGACCUUGCUGAAGGACAUGCAGAGGAGAUACAAAAUGACCCAUCAGAAAACAUUUGCACAAGCAGCACAGCUUGACACUUGAGAAUACUGAUUCAUUUAGUUUACCUGUGCAGUGUGUUUUUAGGAAUUGCGAUGUUUACAUGACUUAUUUUAAGACACAGAAAAGAUGGCAAUCUCUGCAUCAUUUGUGUCAGUAUAUCAGUAGCUGAUGUAUUGGGAUUGGGACAUAUUUACUUUUUAUCAUGUUGCUGAAAACCUUCUUAGGGACAUUUUUAUUAUUAAACAUGUAAUGGACUGAACUCGUUUCCAGAAUUGGGCUAUCACUCUCUUUGACCCUGCAUAGGAUAAGUGCUAUACAUGGUUGAAUGGAUUUUUCAUUUUAGGUCUAUACUUGCAUUCUUUUCUGACAACUGUUUUGCCAAAAAACAUUUAAAUAACAGCCUUUAAUAGCCUGCUGGACACUGUUUGUCAUGUCAGCCAUCAACCACAAUAAACUGUCGUUUCUUGUAAACGUUUGUACUGUUUUUUUAAAUAACUAAGCAU